This is a messenger RNA of Arvicola amphibius (Eurasian water vole), 2376 nucleotides long. RefSeq names its product phospholipase A2 group IVE (gene Pla2g4e). Gene Ontology annotation, molecular function: calcium-dependent phospholipid binding; calcium ion binding. The record is from RefSeq and is a predicted model, not a curated record. NCBI's taxonomy places the organism in Eukaryota, Metazoa, Chordata, Mammalia, Rodentia, Cricetidae. Gene Ontology annotation, biological process: glycerophospholipid catabolic process. Gene Ontology annotation, cellular component: cytosol. The transcript has 19 exons. The coding region runs from base 16 to 2376 and encodes 786 amino acids.
GUGAGGGUCAUUGGCAUGAAAAACAUCCGGCAGGCUGAUAUAUUGAGUCAGACGGACUGCUUCGUCACUCUCUGGCUGCCUACUGCCUCUCGGGAGAAGGUGAGGACCAGAACCAUCUCAAACUGCCCACACCCAGAGUGGGAUGAGAGCUUCACCUUCCAGAUCCAGACUCAAGUGAAGAAUGUACUAGAGCUGAGUGUCUGUGAUGAAGACACACUGACGCCAAAUGACCACCUCUUGACCGUACUCUACGACCUCUCCAAGCUUUGCCUUCGGAACAAAACCCAUGUGAAGUUUCCACUCAACCCAGAGGGCAUGGAAGAGCUGGAGGUGGAGUUCCUGCUCGCAGAGAAUCUCUCUUCACCGGAGAUGCUUAUCACCAAUGGCGUGAUUGUGUCUCGGCAAGUCUCCUGCCUGGAGGUUUGUGCGGAAUCCAGGAGGCCAAGGAAGAGGAAGAAAAAUAAAGACCUCCUAGUGAUGGUAACAGACUCCUUCGAGAAUACUCAGUGCGUCCCACCCUUCCAGGAGGCCUGCUGCAGCAAUCCAGCCUGCUUCCACUACCCUAAGUAUUUCCAGCCCCGGCUGCGUGCGGAGGCGCCAGAGAGCCGCUGGAACUGUGGGCUUUGCUGCUGUGGAACACGCAGGAAUGGCUCCGUCUGCCAGCCCCUCGAUUGCCUUUCUGAUGGCCAGCCGGUGACCCUGCCUGUGGGAGAGAACUAUGAACUACAAAUGAAGUCUGUGACCUGCUCUGACACGCUGGAUGUGCGGCUCGGCUUCAGCCUGUGCCAGGAAGAGGUGGAGUUUCUGCAGAAGCGGAAGGUGGUGGUGACCAAAGCCCUAAGUCAGGUGCUGCAACUGGAGGAUGACCUGCAUGAGGAUGAGGUGCCCGUGAUAGCCAUCAUGGCCACAGGAGGAGGCACAAGAUCCAUGGUUGCCUUGUACGGCCACCUGCUGGGGCUGCAGAAGCUGAACCUUCUGGAUUGUUCUACUUACAUCACCGGCUUGUCAGGUGCAACCUGGACUAUGGCUACCUUGUACAGUGACGCGGAGUGGUCUUCCAAAAACCUGGAGCCUGCUGUCUUUGAGGCCCGGAGACAUGUUGUCAAAGACAAGAUGCCUGCCCUGUUCCCAGAUAAUCUCUGCAAAUGGCAAGAGGAACUCCGCCAGCACAGCCAGCAGGGCUACAAGACCAGUUUUACAGACUUUUGGGGCAAGUUGGUUGAGUACAGUCUAGGCGAUAAGAAAAAUGACUGCAAACUGUCCGAGCAGCGUGCCGCCUUGUGCCAGGGGCAGAAUCCUCUGCCCAUCUACCUCACCAUCAAUGUCAAGGAUGAUGUAAGCAACCAGGACUUCAGAGAAUGGUUCGAGUUCUCCCCCUACGAGGCGGGCAUGCAGAAGUAUGGGGCCUACGUUCCUACUGAACUAUUCGGCUCCGAGUUCUUCAUGGGGCGGCUGAUGAAGAGGAUGCCUGAGCUAGAGAUGUGCUACAUGCUAGGUUUGUGGAGUAGCAUCUUCUCCUUGAACCUGCUUGAUGCCUGGAAUUUGUCCCACACCUCAGAGGAGUUCUUCUACAGGUGGACAAGGGAGAAGCUGCAUGACAUCGAAGAUGAUCCACUCCUGCCCGAAAUCCCAAAAUGUGAUGCUAACCCCUUGGAGACCACAGUAGUGAUCCCAGCAUCAUGGCUGUCCAACACCUUCCGAGAAAUCCUCACGCACAGACCCCUCGUGUCUGAGUUCCACAACUUCCUGUACGGAUUGCAGCUGCAUACUGACUACCUACAGCACAAACAGUUCUCUAUGUGGAAAGACACUGUGCUGGACACCUUCCCAAACCAGCUGACGCAGUUCACAAAGCAUCUGAACCUGCUGGACACUGCCUUCUUUGUCAACUCCAGCUACGCACCCCUCCUGAGGCCGGAGAGAAAAGUCGACCUCAUCAUCCACCUCAAUUACUGCGCGGGAUCCCAGACAAAGCCCCUGAAACAAACCUGUGAGUACUGCACCGAGCAGAACAUCCCCUUCCCCAGCUACUGCAUCCAGGAGGAUGACAAAAGUCUCAAGGAGUGUUACCUGAUGGAGAAUCCGCAGGAACCUGAUGCCCCCAUUGUGGCUUACUUCCCGCUCAUCAAUGACACCUUCCAGAAGUACAAGGCUCCAGGUGUAGAACGAAGUCCUGAGGAGCUGGAACUGGGCCAGCUGAACAUCUAUGGCCCCAAGUCUCCCUAUGCCACCAAGGAACUGACGUACACAGAGGCCGCUUUCGACAAGCUGGUGAAGCUCUCAGAAUAUAAUAUCCUCAAUAACAAAGACGCGCUCAUUCAGGCUGUGAGGCUGGCGGUGGAGAAGAAGCGCAUGAAGAGCCAGUGUCCCUCCUAG